GGCAUGGGUAGUUUUGGUUCAGUGUACAAAGGAAUUCUUGAUCAAGAUCAAAAACUUGUAGCGGUGAAGGUAUUAAACCUUCGAUUCCGUGGAGCUUCCAAGAGUUUCAUCGCCGAGUGUAAGGCCUUGAGGAGCAUCAAACAUCGAAAUCUUGUCAAGGUUCUCAGUGCAUGCUCAAGUAUCGACUAUCAUGGUAAUGAUUUCAAAGCUCUUGUUUAUGAGUUCAUGGUUAAUGGGAGCCUAGAGGAGUGGUUGCAUACAAUUGAGAAUGUCGAUGAGGUCCAUAAUAACUUGAGGAAUUUAAACCUUCUUCAGAGGCUAAAUAUUGCUAUUGAUGUUGCUUCUGCUCUUGAUUAUCUUCACAAACAUUGCCCAGAACCAAUAGUCCAUUGUGAUCUGAAGCCGAGCAAUGUUCUUCUUGACAAUGAAAUGACAGGACACGUAGGUGACUUUGGAUUAGCAAGAUUCCUUCUAGAAUCAACCUUGGACUGUUCUGCAAAUCAAUCCAGUUCUAUAGGAGUAAAAGGCUCUCUUGGUUAUGUUGCUCCAGAAUAUGGCAUGGGAAAUGAAGUGUCACCAUCUGGUGAUGUGUACAGUUAUGGCAUCCUAUUAUUGGAGAUGUUCACAGGGAAGAGACCUACUGAUAAUAUUUUCAGUGAUGGUCUGAGUCUCCACAACUUUGCUAAGGUAGAUUUGCCUGCACAAAUCCCAAGCAUUGUUGAUCCAAUGAUCUUUCAACAAAGGGAACAGGACGCGAGCACAAGCAUCAACAAUGCUCAUAAUCAGAGUUCUGAUAGCAAUCACAAGAUUCUAGAGUGUUUGAUUUCAAUACUUAAACUUGGAGUCACCUAUUCAGAAGAACUGCUGAGUGAUCGACUAGCCAUAAAUGUGGUGGUUCCUCAGUUGCAAGUGAUCAAGAACACUCUUCUUGGAGGCAGAAGAAGUGAACCAGUAUUGCAGUAUCAUCAUGAGUAGGUAUGACCCCUGCACUCUCUUAAUGACAAAAGAAUAAACCCUGCAUAGGCAUGUAACUUCAGUUUUUUUGGAGACUGAAGGUGAGGAUAGCACACGUGGUUUUGCUCGCCCAUAUAGGCACCUCCCUUCACCAAGGUGGUGAGUUCAACUCCCACCUCCCCCAUCCCUCUCCAUAGGAUAUCUUAGAAAUGGAUUUGCCAUGUCAUUACAAGCAUCUACAAGUCUAAUAUAGAUGAGAGCAUUUCUUUUUUGGUUCUUUCAUCCUUCUAUUUUUAUUCCGUCAAAUUGAAACAAUUGUGUAAUGGCUGGUUGUAUAUCAGGUACUGUAGACAUCUCAACUAAUUUCUCUUUCGAUUAAAGCUACUCAAUUGCUCACCCGAAAUUGCCAGUAGAGAUCGCUAGUUGUUGGAAUACACUACCAGAAUAUCAAACGAGCAUCUAGUCAACAUGUCUC
Molecule: messenger RNA, 1429 nt
Organism: Rhododendron vialii
Lineage: Eukaryota; Viridiplantae; Streptophyta; Magnoliopsida; Ericales; Ericaceae
Product: probable LRR receptor-like serine/threonine-protein kinase At3g47570
Exons: 1
Coding region: 4-975 (323 amino acids)
Biological process (GO): protein phosphorylation
Molecular function (GO): protein kinase activity; ATP binding
Source: RefSeq, a predicted model, not a curated record